Molecule: messenger RNA, 732 nt
Organism: Hemiscyllium ocellatum (epaulette shark)
Lineage: Eukaryota; Metazoa; Chordata; Chondrichthyes; Orectolobiformes; Hemiscylliidae
Product: trypsin-10-like
Exons: 5
Coding region: 1-732 (243 amino acids)
Biological process (GO): proteolysis
Molecular function (GO): serine-type endopeptidase activity
Source: RefSeq, a predicted model, not a curated record
AUGAAGGAGCUAAUUCUCAGCCUGUGGCUGGUGGCAGUAGCUGCUGCCUCAUCCGAUGACAAGAUUGUCGGGGGGUACGAAUGUAGCCCCCACUCCGUGCCAUGGCAAGUCUCUCUGGACAUGGGGUACCAUGGCUGUGGGGGCUCUCUGAUCAGUGACCGAUGGGUGAUCUCUGCUGCCCACUGCUACUACAGUCCGGAUUACCUGAAAGUGCUGCUGGGAGCGCACAGUCUGACGCACCGUACAGGGACAGAGAGGCUGGUUGGAGUGGACGGUAUCUAUCAGCACCCGCAGUUUGAUGGUUACACACUGGAUCACGACGUCAUGCUAAUUAAACUGGCAGAGACCGUCCGCAUGAAUAACUACAUCAGCGCAGUGCCAUUGCCAACAGAGUGCCCACAGCCCUAUAUCAUGUGCACAGUCUCAGGAUGGGGUAACACUUAUCCCAAUGAUGGUAAUAAGCUGCGAUGUGUGAAGGUUCCGUUGAUGAGUGAUCCUCCCUGUCAUUACGCCUACCCUGGCCUUAUCACCAGCACCAUGAUCUGUGCCGGCUACAUGGAGGGGAUGAAAGAUGCUUGCAAUGGAGACUCCGGGGGUCCGCUGGUGUGUGAUGGGAUCCUGGAAGGCAUUGUGUCCUGGGGACAAGGUUGUGCUCAGCAAAACUACCCGGGGGUGUACACGAAGGUCUGCGCAGUCCUCCCCUGGAUUCACGAAACCAUGGCCACAAAGUGA